This is a messenger RNA of Fusarium poae, 2634 nucleotides long. RefSeq lists its product as uncharacterized. Gene Ontology annotation, molecular function: GTP binding; microtubule binding; GTPase activity. The coding region runs from base 1 to 2634 and encodes 877 amino acids. The transcript is spliced from 3 exons. The record is from RefSeq and is a predicted model, not a curated record. Gene Ontology annotation, cellular component: microtubule; cytoplasm; membrane. NCBI's taxonomy places the organism in Eukaryota, Fungi, Ascomycota, Sordariomycetes, Hypocreales, Nectriaceae.
AUGGACAUUUCGCUUGAUAAUGACAUUCUCAAACAACUCUUUACCAAGGAAGCCAUCUCUUUGCACAGCGUUAGUGAUGGCCUGAGUGCUUGCAACACCGGUAUAAGCGUCCACGUCCCCCAGAUUAUCGUCGUGGGCGAGCAGUCUGCGGGCAAAUCAUCGGUCCUCGAAGCUAUUUCCCACAUUCGAUUCCCUGUUGAUGAAGAUAUUUGUACGCGAUUCGCGACGGAGUUGAUUCUCAACCAUGCGGACGAAACUCGCAUAGAUGCAAGCGUCAGAUUUGCAGACGAAACGAAACCAGCCAAAGUUUUCGAGCGGACCAAGUUCCACGAGGAUGAUCUUCCUGAGAUCAUCAAAGAAGCCAAAGAGCAUAUGGGCAUCUCGGAAGAUGGAAAGGACUUUUCCCAAGAUGUUUUGCGCCUUGAAAUUAAGGGCCCAAACAUUUAUCCAUUGACCCUCGUUGAUCUUCCUGCCCUGUACGACAAAAGUGCUGAUGAUAAGUCACCAAAUGGCAGAGAAGCGGCGGAUAAAUUAGUCGAGAGCUAUAUGUGGCAGAAGAAUAGUAUUAUUCUUCUGGUAGUCUCUGCUGAUACCGACCUGAGUCAGAAUGCAGCUCUCCGAAAGGCAAUGGCUAUAGACCCGAAAGGACAAAGAACUAUCGGGGUCAUCACCAAACCAGACCUUGCAUUCACCGCGGACGACAAAUUAUACAUCCUGCUGGCGAAGAAUCGAGAGCGGAUAUACAAGCUGCAGCUUGGAUGGCACGUCCUCCGCAACAGAGGAGAAGAUGAGAAGAGCCUCGAGACCCGUGAUGAGGUUGAGAAGUCGUUCUUCGAGAAAAAUGCUUGGGGUACCAUUCCUAAAGAACACGUUGGGAUCGAGAGUCUCCGUACAAAGCUGCGCGGAAUCUUAUACAACCAUAUCCGAAAUGACCUCGCGGGAGUGAUUGCGAUCAUGGAGACAGAGCUUAAGCAGAGGCAGGAAGAGGUUGCUCGGCUUGGAACUGCGAGACCUACCGUCAAAGAGUGGAGGUCGUACAUGCUCACUAUUUCCAGCGACUUCCAACGUCUAGCCAGAGAUGGAUGCAAUGGGCGAUACAACGAUCCUUUUUUCGGCAGUCUCGAGGACGAGGUCCUGAAAUUCCGUGCCGUGCUCAGGAACCUCAACCGAGUUUUUGAUCAUAUCUUGAGAACCAGAGGGUCCACUGAGAGCAUAGUCGUUGCAGGCGAGGAAGAGUCUCAGGGAAAUGACCUUCCCGAUUAUCUUGCUAGGUUUCUUGAAAUCUAUCCUUACGAGUUUCCAGAGCCCGAAAAGAUCACGAUCGAAGAGCUCAGCAUCAACCUCGAGAGCAAAGCGGCUGCAAACCAAGGUCGCGAGUUCCCAGGCUCUCCGAACGCGGACCUUGCUAUGCAGCUGUUCAAAAGUCAAGCAGCUCCAUGGAAACGUAUUGCCGAGUUUCAUGUAGAGACUGUCAUGUCGGUUGCGAGGACCUUUGUUGAUCAUCUGGUCCAGCGUAUAGUAGGAUCCCCACAAAACGACUCUAAUACGGAGGCCAUCUUGACCACCAUCGUGGACCCCUGGUUCGAAGAGAAAGAAGAGCUGCUACAAGAAAAGAUCGACGAGCUGCUGUGGCCUUACCUUACGGGCUAUUCGCUUCCCGUGGAUAUCGAUUUUUACCGCGCAUCAUCUCAACAGUCAACAACGCGUGCCACAAACCAGAUUUACAAGACGCUGCAGGUUCAUCACCCACAGUUAUUUAAAGACGCAUUCCCCACGAACAAGAUUACACCUGGAAUGAUGUCAAGACGCACGUUCACGGACAACGUGAUUAAUCUGGCCAUCGAGAGAUGUCUUGUUCACAGUUUACCAGACAUCCUUACGCCAACAGAGGUAAACAACCUCACCGAGGAUCAACUUGAGGAGCUUGCAUCAGAACGUCCUGAAAUGACGUCUCGUCGAACUCUUCUGAAUGAAGAAAUCAGAAUUCUUCAAAACGGAUUAAAAAAAUACCGUAAAUAUAGACCCAGAACUGUCGCAGCCUUGCCCCCAUCCAGGCCCUUGACGAAAUCCUUGGCUGCUCCGGCAACAUCUAAGACAGGGACUGACGUCGCAGUGAACUCGAGACUAGCAAUCAUGGGCUCUUCCAGUCCGGUCCCAGCAGCUGCAAAUGUGAAAGCUUUUGAAUUUAGCCUUGCGGCCCCAGUUGGCGUUGUUAAACGUCGAGCUAGCUCCUCCGCCUCCGGAGAUGCCGUCCCUAGCAAUGAAGGUGUGCGUGUUCCUGGAGCAAUAGUCACAAAGCCAGAGCCACAGCAGAAUUCAGCAAGCUCAACUCCAGGCACAGCCGCCAGUCUGGUCGGUGGCCAAGCCAGUGUUCAAUCAACCCCGGCCAUUGUGAAUUUUGGAAGCGCGACUCAGCCUCAACAGAAUUUGGCAAGCAUUUUCGGAAGCAAACCACCUACAGUAGCUCCUCAACAGCAGCAGCAGCAGCAGCAACCACCUCGAGUUGCUCCUCAACAACAGCAGCAGCAGCAGCAAACAAAACCUGUGAUGGGAACUGGGACAGGAACGAACGGUUUUGCAGGCUCCCCAAGCUUUAAUAUUAGUGGUGGCGGGCCCGGCAAGACAAACAGUUAG